AUGAAUAAUCAAGCAGAGCGAGCUAUUGAACUUUUCUUUCAAAUAAAAAAACCAUGUAAUGUUAUAUUGCGUGUUUUUUUUAAUGCUUGUGCUCAAUUAAAAAAUGAAAAAGCAUUAAAUUUAGGUAAAAAAGUAUUUAAUGAAUUAAAGAUUGAAUCAAAUGAUAUAUUACAUAUGGUUUUAAAUAUGUUUAUUAAAUGUGAUGAUCUCAAUAGUGCUGAACAUUUAUUUAAUCGAAUGAAUCGAAAUAUUCUUUCUUAUGGAUCAAUGAUGAAACUUUAUAAUCUAAAAGAUCAACCAGAAAAAACUUUAGAAUUAUUUCAAAAAAUGAAAGAAGAAAAUCUAAAUCCAGAUGAAAUUUCUUAUGUUUUAUUGAUUGAUGCAUUAUCAAAAAUUGGUGAUCUUUCAUUAUCUCAAUUAUUUGUUAAUGAUAUACCAAAAAGUUUCUUAAAAAAUUCAUGGAUUCAAGUUGGAUUGAUUGAUUUAUGGGGUAAAAUUGGUUCACCAGAUAAAAGUAAACAAAUAUUUGACAUAAUUGAACAUCCAAACAGUGCUUAUUUUGGAGCUAUGAUAAAUGCCUACGGUUUAAAUGGAAUGGGUUUUGAAGCAAUUGAAUUAUUUAAUACAAUUCCAUCAUCAAUGUUAGAUAAUAUUAUUUAUAUAUGUGUAUUAAAUGCGUGUUCUCAUUCGGCUAUUCUCAAUCAAGCUUGGAAGAUCUUCGAAAAAAUUCCAAUUGAACAACGAACAGAACAAAUUUAUACAACUAUGGUUGAUACAACUAGUCGUCUAUUUCUUUUUGAUCAAUCACUUCAAUUAAUUGAUGAAUAUGAAAAAUCUCAUAAACCUUCUAUUCCAAUGUAUAUAUCAAUACUUUCAUCUGCUCGAAAUGCAAAGAAUGCUUCAUUAUCAGAAAAGAUUUAUCAUCGUAUUGAAACGAAUUUUUCCAAUAAUGAAAAAUAUUUAAGAUCAGCUCGAAUUCUUCUUGCUAAUACAUAUGGUUUAACUGGAAAUAAAGAUAUGUUAUCAAAUGUUCGUAUGUUAUUAAAUAAAUCAAAUACGAAAAAAGUUGUUGGUUGUUCUUGGACUGUUAUUAAAGGAAAAGUUUAUAAAUUUCGAGCUCAUGAUCGAUCGAAUCCUUAUUCAUCUGAAAUUUAUGAAGAAUUAGGUCGACUAACGGUUCGAUUAAUCGAACGUGGAUAUAAACCUGAUGAAUCAUGGAUAGCUCGAGAGUUGAAUGAUGAUGAAACAACUGAAUCAGUAUUAUGUGGACAUAGCGAACGAUUGGCUAUUAUCUUCAAUUUAAUUCAACGACCACAACCAACUCGUAUUCAAAUUGUUAAAAAUCUACGUAUUUGUGGCGAUUGUCAUUUAGUCACCAAAAUGAUUGCUCAAAUAUAUCAAUGUUCGAUUAUCGUUCGUGACACAAAUCGUAUUCAUCAUUUCUAUCCAAAUGGAAAGUGUUCUUGUCAAGAUCAUUUUUAG
Rotaria sp. Silwood2 is the source of this 1482-nucleotide messenger RNA. Lineage: Eukaryota; Metazoa; Rotifera; Eurotatoria; Philodinida; Philodinidae. The record is from the annotation of a GenBank genome assembly.